CAUUUACAGUUGUGUGCGAUUGCUUGACAAAUCGAAACUUGGCCAUAAAACUUCAAACAAACUUCCUGAUGUAAUACAUUAGCACAAAUCGGCGGGAAGACAGCAUUCACGACGUCGUGCUGCUCGCAUUUUCGAUUUUAUUUCGGACGCGGAUUGUCGAGGAACGGGAAUCCAAUUAGAAUGUCAGCCAGCGCAGUUGUUCGCUCCCCCGCGCAGCAUCGCCGCACCCUUCCCACUCCCCCUCCCCCUCCCUUUGAUUCCAAACUCCCCCUUAACCGGCAGCAACAACAACCAAAUGAACAGCAACAAAAACCACCACCAGCAGUCCAAUCGAUGCUUAUUGAGGACGAGGUUCAUGGAGUAAUUGAACUGCCCAGCCAUAUUCAGGAGAUCGUGGAGCAUCCUCUUUUUCAGCGACUUAAAAAGGUCCACCAACUGGGUCUCAUACCAUGGUCCCUCGAUAAGAAGGCCAAUCACAAGCGAUUCGAUCAUUGCCUUGGAGCCUACAAAAGUGCGCAGGAUCAUCUAAGGGCCAUCGAACGAAACUCGCACUAUGAGCCAAAACUACCGGAUUGGUGUCGUCAGGCGGUGGAGAUAGCUGCCCUUCUUCACGAUAUAGGACAUGGACCGAUGUCACAUGCUUGGGAGUUUGCGUGCCAUCAUAGUUUUGAUCACGAGCAAAACGCAUUGGCCUGUGUGGAUCUCAUUUUUAAAGAUGCCGUUAAUCAGGAGCUGGUCUCCUUAAGGGACGAUGGUAGCGGGCGAGGAGUUCAAUUGAUAAAGGCUUUGAUUCUGGGAUGCAGUGACUCUCUUUCGUUUCCCAUGAUGGGUCAUACUUACAUCCUUGAUAUUGUUCAUAAUCGUCGCUGCGGAUUGGAUGUAGAUAAAUGGGAUUACCUGCGCCGCGAUAACAAUCGCUUGAAAGUCCUCAACUCAGCGGAAAUGGAUUUUAAUGAUGUGUUUCUUCAGGCCCGCAUAUCGGCCGAUGGACAACGCAUAGAGUAUCGUUAUCAGGACUUUCAUCGUAUAUAUCGCUUGUUCGAGGCCAGAACGCGGCUCCAUGUGGCUGCUUAUCAAAGUCCCCGUACAUGUGCCAUGGAUGGUAUUUUUGCCAGUGCAGUACAACGGUUGGCUCCUGAUCUCCUUAACAUUCGAUCGGAUAACCCAGAAUGGCUAAAACUGCACGAUGAUCAUGUUUUACAUGUAAUUGAAAAGGAUCCCAUAUCGACAUAUAUAAAGAAUCCCCAAAGAAUUGUAGAAGUAUCAAGCAAAGAUUCUUCCGCAUUGAAUAUCAUACGGGUGCAUAGGGAAAUACCCGGUCCUUGGGAGGCUAUGAAAUCAGAAGAGGCUUUCGCGUUGUUUGGCAAUAAGCGCAAAAAGCGUCCAGUUAAUCGAUGCGCGAGACCGACAAUAAUAAACAAGUGCUAUAAGUUAGAGUAAAAAUCUCCAGCAGAGAAUUUCCAGUUCAUAGAAUAGUUUAUGUAAAAACCACCAACCAAUCGUUCUUUUUCCUUAAAUUCGCUAUAUAUAUUUAAACCGACAUAUUCUCAUGACAUUAUAUAUAAAUACUCGAAAUGCUGUUUACGUUUUUUAACCCAUUAUCGUUGGUUUUAUAAGUUAAUUUUGUUAUUAGUAUUUUGUGUUUUCCGUUUCAUAGUUAAAAUAGUAAAAAAGUACAAAAGCAAAGUGUUCUUAAAAUAUUCAUUUAUUAGUUUAUACAUUGUAUUAUCAUAAUCGUCUUAAAACUAAAAUACUAAAACAAAAAUUUCAACAGUUCACUUGAAGACAUCACAAUACAAAUUCAGGUCUUUCUAAUAUUAAGUACUUACUAAUCAAUAUAAAUAUAAGAUGGAUUUGUCAUAUUUUUGAUAACCAUUUUGAAAUAUACACAAGAAAAACAA
This is a messenger RNA of Drosophila suzukii, 1901 nucleotides long. RefSeq names its product SAM and HD domain containing deoxynucleoside triphosphate triphosphohydrolase falten (gene fal). Gene Ontology annotation, cellular component: nucleus. The record is from RefSeq and is a predicted model, not a curated record. Gene Ontology annotation, biological process: dGTP catabolic process. NCBI's taxonomy places the organism in Eukaryota, Metazoa, Arthropoda, Insecta, Diptera, Drosophilidae. Gene Ontology annotation, molecular function: dGTPase activity.